CUUUAUUUCCCAGUGUGCAGGAUGUGCGGACAACAGUCUGAUUUCACAAAACAACAUCAACCAAAUCGACUUUAAUAUCAGUAAAAUGAUAUGAAAACGCAACGUAAAGAGUUAAAUCAUUAAAACAUUUAAAUGUCCACAUUUGAUCCCUCCCUCCUGUUGGCCAAUAGUGACGUCACUGGCGUGCACGGGGGCGCGCUGCAGCAGGUGAGUGCGCGGAGUCGCCUCCUCGGUGCCGGAGACGCAGCGGCGGAGUCAUGGGGAAGCUCCAGGAAUUUGACAUCACGUUCAGCAGCAACAAGGUGGUGUACGGCCCCGGAGAGUCCAUCAGCGGCACCGUGAAGAUACGGACCAGCAACCCGCUGCAGUACAAAGCCAUCAAGGUGAACUGUCAGGGCUCAUGUGGGAUCUCCAACAAAAUGAAUGAAGCAUCUUGGAGCCUGGAGGAGCAGUACUUCAACAGCACACUGUCUAUCGCUGACAAAGGGACUCUGGCGGCAGGCGAACACAGUUUCCAGUUCCAGUUUCUCAUUCCAGUCGCUGCCCCGACUUCCUUCGAGGGACCAUUUGGGAAGAUUGCUUACCGUGUGCGAGCCGCCAUCGACACACCCCGCUUCUCUAAGGACUACAAAGCCCAGAGGCCCUUCUACCUGCUCAACCUGCUGAACCUCAAUGAGGUGCCCAACAUUGAAAAAUUGAGCUACGCUGUGACCACAAAGAAAUUCAGCUAUCUCCUGGUGAAGACGGGGACCCUGAUGCUGAAAGCGCGCAGUGACAUGAGGGGCUACAUCCCUGGGCAGGUCAUCAAGUUAGCAACUGAAAUCCACAAUAAGUCUGGGAAGGACACGGGAUGUGUACUGGCCAGUCUCAUACAGAAAGUGACCUAUAGGACCAAGAGGCCUUUGUUUGACCUGCGGACCAUCGCAGAGGUGGAGGGAGCCGGAGUGAAGGCAGGAAAACACGCUGAGUGGAGGGAGCAGAUCAUCGUCCCUCCUCUUCCUCAGUCAGUCCUCGCAGGCUGCAGCCUCAUAGACGUCGACUAUUUCAUACAGGUGUCGCUGAAGUCUCCGGACGCAGUCGUCACUCUGCCCAUCUACAUCGGCAACAUCGCUGUGAACUUAUCUCCAUCGAGGACCAUCCCCUCCAGUCCGGACCACUGCUGCGGCACCAUCGCACCCAGCGCCGCCGGGGUCACGCCCAGUGCCCCACCGGCGGAGGAGGAGCCAGAGGAGGGAUUGUGUGCAGGGGGCAUGGCAAGCGAGGAGAUCCCGACCAAGAGUCACUCUCAGCAGGAUCCCUCGGGUCAGCCGGUCACUAUGUCGCCCAGCGCCUUCAGCCACGCACCAGGUGCAGCGCUGCCUCCCGGCCACAGACGACCCAACACGUCUGCUCCACUGUUCUGCCUGUCCACCGGGGCCACCAUACCUUUCUUCACAGAGGGAGACGUGACUCCUGUACCCACUUCCUGUUCGCUCAUUCUCCCUCCAGAGUACAGCAGCUGGGACUACCCUCAUGAGCCUCCACCCACUUACGAGGAAAGCUGCUGUAGCGCCAACUCCAACUUCAACAGCCGACAGUAGGAGAAGCAGGCGACGAAGCCUCGUGACCACGCCCACCACCACCUGUCUGCACUCGCCUGUCGACCAAUCAGAACCAUCAGACACUGAAAGAGGAUGGACGGUAGACCCCCCCCACCCCCUUCUCCAACACCCCAAAGAUUUUUUUUAUCCUUCUUUUUCCUCUAAUAAUUAAAAAAGGGAUCAUAUCUUGUAUUGAAUAUAAGAAUUUUAAUUUCCCCUCAUGUCCCUGCAGGUUGUGUCAUGUGACUUUUCACUGUGCCUAAAAGACAGAUUUUGGAUUGUCGCGCAGCAUUCAGUGGUUGGACACGUUUCUCCUUUUUACUUGGUCAUCAGUGAAUCAUUGCAUCUGUGAUGCCUUGAAAAUGAUUGGGGCCUUUUUCUGUUUGUGUUGUCGUUCUAGUCGUGCACUUGUUACUGUUGCCCGCUGCUCGUCCAUGUGUGUGCUCAUCUUGAGCGAGGCAGAGGUGUCUUCAUGCUGGAUGUCAAGAGGAGAGCUCACAGCCACAGCUCCUGGUCUGUGUGUAAAACUAUCCAAACUCCCACGUGUUGCACCUUUUUAAACCAUCACAGCAUCUUUCAAAUCCUGCACACAAGAAAAAUAAUAAUAACCUCUCAGUUGUGUAACUUUAAACACAGGUGGCGGUAAAAAUAUUCAAAAUACUUCUAUUUAAUUGCUUUAUUGACAUGAAUGCAUGAAUGAAUAAAUUAUUCAAUAUAUACUGUAUGUUGAGAAAAUUCAACACACAGAAGAGCAUGUUCACUGUAAUUUAUUUGGAAGUAAUAAAUAACUUAAAGAUAUAGAUUAUUAAUUUUAUUAUUAUCAUCAUUGUGAUAAUACGUCAAUGUGCUGUCACCCUGUGUUGAAUCAUACAACUGAGAGGUUUUGCUUUGAGACCAGUUUUGUAUUCUGGAGACAGUUUAUCUGCGGAUGAGGCUGAUUUUUCUGCAGCUGGACUCAGGACUGCAGCACAGAUGCAGUGUUCCUCUGCUCUCUUGUGGCCACAGCUGGUAAAAGCUUUCCUCUCAACUUGCUCUUGCAGCCGGAGUGAUGAGCCAUGCAGACUGAAACGCUUAAUGGAGUCCCUGAGUCUUCAACGCAUCAUCUGAGGUCUGUUGUAUAAAUGUACAUUUUAGUUUCUUGCAACCGUCUGUUGAGCAGAGUUGGAAAAUGGAGGUUUGAGAUACAGAAUAUUUAGUUUUUAGAAGUGAUGUGGGUGUUCUGCAUCAUUGUUCCUGUUAGGCCACAGACUGUGAGUUGUUUCUCUCCUCUGUGUUGCCUUGACUUUCUUCUAGUGCAACAUCAAUGAGAAGAGAAUCCUCUGAGAUGAACAUGUGCACGACACUGCACUUUUUGAGUGUGUGUAUUUGUGUAUGUCUGUGAGUGUGUGAAUUAGCAUGUAUGUGUGUGAAAAUUAGCGUGUGUGUGUUUUCACAUGAUCUCAAAAGUCAUGUUUUUUACCUGCAUGAUUUCAGUUUAACAGCAACACAGUGUAACAGCGCCCUCUGCAGCCACACAUUGUGAUUCAUUCUUUGACUGAGUGUGUAGUCCCACUCACUGAACAGAGGAGCUGCCACUGAAACAAAACGACCGAACUCUGUUUAGAAUUCUUCAUAUUUAAAAUAUAAACGCGGUUUUUAAUGACUUCCAUGUUUUUUUAAACUGAUCCACAGUUCAGCUUUACUCUUCAACUUGCUGGACCUGAUUCUGACAAUUGAAGCUGUGACUAUCAGUCAGUUCCACACUUGAACCAUCAAACUAAUUUUAACAAAUCUGCUUUGUAUAGUGUUGCUUUAAUUCUCAGAGUAAAAGUGUAAUUUAAUGAUUUAAUGUUGUCACCAUUGUCCAAAUUUAUUAUUCAAGAAAAGUUUUUGUUUUGCACAUGUACAAUGUUUGAUCUCAUGUAAUCAACAACAGCUCAUUACUUCUGUUUUAUUUACCCACAUUUAUCUUAUUGUGUCUUUUAUUCAUGACGGAAGAUAUCCUUUUUUUUUUUUUUUUAAAAGGCGAAACCCAACACAUACUCGUGGUUGCUUUCCUGUGGGAAACUAAUGCCACUGAAAAUCUUAAGCACAAUUUAGACUGAAUGUUUGCGUGUCUGUUGGUGUGUUUGUCUUAUUCCACCAGUACGAUCUCAAGUUAAGAUUCAAACCUGUGAAAUAACAGCUCUGGUAUUUUUUCUCUCCUGACUCAAGAUCAUGUGCCCACAGGUUUUUUUAUGUAAAAUGUCCACAAACUGAUUUUACAAUAGUGUUCUGGCUCGACAUAAUUCUGAUUGCAUGCCUUAAACACUGUGGACGUUCAUCGCCCCCUACAGGAGCCUGUGACGCUCUCUCUGUGAACUGUGCUAAGUGCACUUGAUGUAAACAAAUGUAGCUUUUAAAAAAUGGUGACACUGGACCUUCAACUGGUUGAAUGUUUCAUUUUUACUAUUAUUAUUAUUAUUAUCGUUUUAGAAAAUUUGCAAUUCCUCUCAUCUCCAAGAACUCUGCAGCACCGGCCUGGUUCCCUGAAGUAUGAGUUCACGUUGCCUUUUUUUAAAAUCACUCCCAAUUCUGUUGACGUCUUCUUCACCAGAAGGUUCAGAAGCUUUACGGUGUGAAGCCCCAUUUAUUUUUCACUCUCUCUUGUCGUCACACACAUUGAUGAGUGGUGUCUGGUUUUGUAUUUUUCUACUUGUAAACUGUUUACAGGUGCAGUAUGCAGAUAAUAUAAUGUCAGCACCUUGAUCAGUAAAUGUAAUAUUUCAACUUACAGUGCAGAAUCAAAGUUGUACUGUACAGAAUAACAAUAAAAAAUAAUGAUAACA
Molecule: messenger RNA, 4387 nt
Organism: Paralichthys olivaceus (Japanese flounder)
Lineage: Eukaryota; Metazoa; Chordata; Actinopteri; Pleuronectiformes; Paralichthyidae
Gene: arrdc1b
Product: arrestin domain containing 1b
Biological process (GO): protein transport
Cellular component (GO): cytoplasm
Molecular function (GO): ubiquitin-like ligase-substrate adaptor activity; ubiquitin protein ligase binding
Source: RefSeq, a predicted model, not a curated record